AUGAUACAACCGGUGGUGCUGUUGCAGCAUCAACCAAUACGUCAGGUGGUGAGGGAGAUACAACGCAGUGGAUUUGGUUCGAUCCAAUCUCAUGGAAAGAAGUCUGAGGCGGAGGUCUGUACGGCGCUGCAGCAAGGAUACAAGGAAGCAGAAUUGAAUCAGGAGCUGCAGCAGCAGCAAGUGCAGCAGCUGUAUCUUGAGCAUCAGCAGCAUCUAUCGCAGCAGCAGCAGCAUCUAUCUCAACAGCAGCAACAUCAACAACAGCAACAACAACAACAACACCUCACUCAGCAGCAACAACAACAGCAGCAACAGCAACAGCAUAGACAUCUACAACAGCAGCAACAACCUACAAAAGUUGAUCCGCAUGCACCUGUUGCAGAUCAUCAGGGACCUGCUGCUGUUGCUGCUGUUGCUGCUGCACAACCUGUUGCUGCUCAUGCACAGCAACAGCAGCAACAGCAGCAGCAAGGGGGGCCCCCAGGGGUACCCACGGGAGGAGUUAUUAAUGGGGGAGAGAUGCAGUCGGUUUGGGAAGCAGCAUCAAAUGCGGCAGCGGUUGCUGCUGCAGCAGUUGCUGCUGCUGCAGCAGUUGCCGCAAUAGGAACUUCUGCUCCUGUUGUGGCGGAAGCCCUCGCAUCUUCUGGAAGACCCGCCGAAUAG
Eimeria maxima is the source of this 663-nucleotide messenger RNA. RefSeq lists its product as hypothetical. NCBI's taxonomy places the organism in Eukaryota, Apicomplexa, Conoidasida, Eucoccidiorida, Eimeriidae. The record is from RefSeq and is a predicted model, not a curated record. The transcript is spliced from 4 exons. The coding region runs from base 1 to 663 and encodes 220 amino acids.